Molecule: messenger RNA, 4773 nt
Organism: Falco peregrinus (peregrine falcon)
Lineage: Eukaryota; Metazoa; Chordata; Aves; Falconiformes; Falconidae
Gene: ERICH6
Product: glutamate rich 6
Source: RefSeq, a predicted model, not a curated record
CUGGCAGAUCCUGUCAAAUAGAAAGGAAGCUAGGUAAGAAAAAGAGUGAAAAUAUUCUGGUAGACUACCCUGUUUUCUUGAUCUUGUGGGCAGCUCUCCUUCUGUUUUACAUAAAAGCUUGAUACAAAAUCCAUUACAACAUUUAGCUCUGCUGUCAGUAGAGCUGAUGCCAUUGUAAUCAGAGUCUGUUCACUGAAAUCUCUGUAUGGGAGCAAUUCCUUUUUGGUGAGUUAUUAUUUUGGUGAUAUUCCGUUGCCUCUACCUGUUAUUUGCAAUUAUGCGAGUGGAUAAAAAACAGGUUCAGAAACUUGUGUUCCUACAGCAAGGAUAUUCAGUACUUCUAGCUUUCAAAGCAGGAUAUAUGAAACGUGUACCAGGAACGCUUUCUUUUUCCAGGCAGCAGGAGAGACAAAGCCAGUUAGCUUUCCUGGCAGCAAAGCUGACAAGCGUAGCUGAAUGUUCAAUUCAAGGCAGCACGAUUUCCUACCUGCUUUCUCAGGAGCCCCCAUGGCUGAAGGGCUGGACACCAGUGCCCGGUGUAGCAGCAGAGCCUGCGGAGCAGCCCGUCUCCCACCGCAUCGCCUGCUGCAGUGUUACCCCCACGUGUGGAAAGGCAUCAAAGAAUGAACUGUUGGAAAAAUACUACAAACAUGGAGGGAAAUUCCUUACCCUGCUUCCAGAUGGCACAGCGCAGUUAUUCUAUCCAUCUGGAAAUGUGGCAAUCACUGUUGUACGAGAGAAAGAAGGGCUUAUUUGUAUCGUACAGGAAGACAAGCUGAGUAACACCAAAAUACAAGCAGUAUUUAAAUCUGAUGACAGAAGUACUUGCUAUUACCCAAACAGAUCUGUGUAGUUAAACACGAGCAUUCAGGGAGGGCAGCAUUUGGACCAAGCAGACAGCAGGCUGAGAAGGUGGAUGUGGUCAAACAGUGUCAUGUCAUCAGGAACUCACGUCCCACUGAGCCCCAUCUUCAUCGCCCUGAACCGGCAUGCGGGGGUCAGGGUGCUGGGCCAGAACAGGACCAGUUUCCUUCCUUGCCAUGGGACAACAAGCAAAAUCAAUGUGGGAAUCAAAGUGCAGGUCGGUGACACUGGACAGCUGCCUCCCUCCAGCCGGCUCAGCGAAGAUGAGCUCCUGCUGCUUGCCUUCAGGGUGAGGAUUCUGCAGCUCUUCAACAGACUGCGUGGAUGCCUAAACUUUCCUUCUAAUGAGCAAUGGGACAAAAUUAAGCCUCCAGCGUACUUUAUCACACAGACUUUAAAGAUCUUACAGCUUUGCACAACUUCUGACAUAAGCCAUGAGCUAUGCAGCUCAGUCAGGGCAACAGUAAACGCUCCAGUCUGGCAGCACAUAUAGUGUGAAGGCAAAGCGAGGCAGAGGUGCUCCCUGACACCGCAGCACCUGCACAAAGUCAGCAAGGUUUUGCCUGCAGCCCUGCUGCGCGCCCACACUGAAGUGUAUCUUACCAUGGAGGCUUGGAGAGGGGCUUUGCUCAGGGCAGAGUAAAUCCACACUUGGGAUGUCGGUGCAUUGCUCCUGAGCAACCUCCCUUCUGCCUCCUGGCAGAAACCAGCCCAGGCUGACCAACCAGUCAUUUCAGCCCAUGGAAGCAGCACAAAGACAAAAGCAAACAGAGAGAGCACAGCUAAGUCACAGCCUGUGACAGGUGUACAAGGAGCAGGUGUUUGUUCAGAAGUUGCCCACACAGGCACUGCUCUACAAAACUGCAAAUCUGAGAGUUCAGUUCUGGCCUGUUAUGCCAUUGUAGUUCCAGUUUUCAGCAGGGUUAUGUCUGAUUUACACCAGCAUGAGAUGAGGCUUCAACACAGAUGUCUGCUGUGAACAGCUUAUGUGUAACGGCCCAUUUUUUACACUUGUGGCAGGAAACGUGAGACCCUUUUGUCCUUCCCUAGUCUGCACCCAGCUCACAGCAAGUCCAGCAGACCUGCCAUCUACCCUUCUGCUUAACAAGCCAAGAUCAACAAGCUUGAAUUCACCCCUCAGAUUUAUUAUUUAAUAUCCAUUUUGUACAGGUGAAAUCAAUCAAGGGUUCAAACAGGGUUUUUUUAGAUAAAGAGGUCUUUACACCUUCAGUUUUUAAAUCACAAAGUACCAUUGUGCAGGAAGGGAGAGCAAAAACCUGCAAUUUUAGCACUAGGACAGCACACGGGUAUCAGUACCUGCUGCUCCCCAGGGAUGCUGGUUGUUGGACCCUUCUACACAAAAGAAAGACAGAUUUAAUAAGACGAUUAAAGGAGGAGAAAACCCUUCCAGGAUUAUUGAAUACACGGAGAGCACAGGGGGCCCAGGAAGCCCCGUGCUGAGUAUUUCUGGAGGCUGGGACGGGAGAAAGGGUGAACGCGAAGCAGCAUACACUUGCCCCAGCAUCUGUCCCACUGGGCACCCCCAGACACAGGCUGCUAGGCUCAGGACACCUGUGAGCCAAAACUGCCCAGCUGGGCACCGAUUUCAGACUGGAACAAAUUAAAGCACCACCUGAUUAAAGCACCACAAACAGAGUCAGCAGUUGGUGUUUGGCAACUGGUUUUAGUAAGGCUGGCAGGUAUCACUGCCUUUAAUGACCGCCAAGGUUCUUUAUUUCCAUUUUAUUGUUCCAUUUUUCCCUCCGGAAGAGCUCUACGAAUGGCGGUAGUGGGGCUUGGCCCAGCCCAUAAAACCAAGCCUGCUCUGCACACCCUAAAACCCAGAGCAAUUACAGACACGACCAACGCUGCCCAGCCUGUGCCCCACAAUGGGAAAAGCUUCUGAUGCAUUUAAGAGAGAUCAGCAAAAGCUCUCGCACACCUAACUCCAAUGUAUCGAUAAGCAAUCUUGACAGAUGAAAGAGAAGGAACACUGGGAGCAGCAAGCAGACCGUGAACAAUUCAAUAGGCAAAGCAAAAGCUGUGCAAGCCAGCAAAGCAAAACAAAAAGUAGGGCGAUAUUGUGAACUGCUCAUGGAAAGUCUUAGCCUAGCAACACAUCUGUGCAUUUAUUUGUUUUCUAAUUUGUCUGAGGUGUAUAAUUAAUGAGAAACUGAAAAUCUAUCCACACUGGAAACUUUUGGUUAAUCUCUUUCAGCAGAGAAAGCACGAAUUACCUAAAAGAGAUAAUUUCAUCACAAAGCAGCUUUGAGGCCACUGUGUUUAAUGGCAGUGAUGAACAACACCUUUGUAACAACUGGCAUGGACUUUUCUCUCAGCUGGGUGGAGCGAGCUUUUCGUUACCCAAAACACUUCCUAGACCAGCCCCUAAAUCCUCAGGGAGGGUGAAAGAAUUCUUACACACCAUGACAGUUGCCUUCAUCACCACUCUCCAGAUUCCCUUCUCACCUGAUUUACUGUCCCAAGAGAGGUAAUCUCCCUUCCCACCCAGAGAAGAUAUUGAUAAGACAGAUCCAGGAAAUACUUCAGCUGCUUUUACAAGAGGCAUGAAACCCUGCAGCCCAGAGCAGGGACGAGCAGGAGGCAGACACUGCCGAGACCAAGCUGGAGCACGCCGCAGCCGAGACAUACAGUGGUGUGGAGGAACUGCAGAGCGGAGGCUGCAGCCUACAGCUCACACUGACCCGGGAAGCCAACCUGAGCAAAAUUCCCAGGCCCUGCAGCAGAGUUGCCUUUGAAACUUGGUUUUAGCCCAGUGAGCUUCCCCGGUUCAACAGCACCUGAACUUUGGUCGUGGCCGAGUUUUGGUAGGUGCACAAAACUAAACCACAAAGCUCCUUCCAAAACACAGAGGCAUCACGUCGUGGUUUCACCCCAGAGGGCAGCCCAGCCCCUACGGCCACUCUCUUGCUCCCCUUGGCUGGGAUGGGGGAGAGAAUCUGGGGGUGAAAGUGAGAAAACUCAUGGGUUGGGAUGAAGACAGUUCAACAGGUAAAUCAAAAGCCACAUGCACAAACAAAGCAAAGCAAGGAAUUCAAUCACCAUUCCCAUGGGCAGGCAGGUGCUCAGCCAUCCCCAAGAAAGCCACGCUCCAACACUUUUAGGAAGACAAACACCAUUACUCCCAGCAUCCCCCCCUUUCCUUCUCCCCCCAGCUUCAUAUACUGAGCAUGACACCAUGUGGCAUGGAAUAUCCCACGGGUCAGUCAGGGUCAGCUGUCUCGUGCUCCCCCCAGCCUGCUCGCUGGCAGGGCAGGAUGAGGAACAGAACAGCCCCCAACACCGUGCCAGCACUUCUCAGUUGACAACCAACACAUCCCGCUACCAAUAGUUUUUGGCGCAAAUCCAAAACACAGCCCCAUACCCGCUACUAUAAAGAAAACGAACUCUACCCCAUCCCAAACGAGCACACUUAGACAAGACAAGCGCCAGAUUAAUGACUUUGGAAAGCAGGCUUUUUAUGCAUGUUUUUCAGUUGCAAUUUUAAGAAUAUCCAUCAGUGACUCAAACAAGGUACUUCACACAGUAAAUGAGAACUCUUUAUUUAAAUUAACUUUCUUGGUUUCUAUUUAGGACAGUAGAAAGGCCCAGCUUUUCAUCUCUUCAGAAUGGUCAAGAAGAAAACAUCUUCAGCUGGCCAACACAAUUUAAAACAGCAACUGACCUUAAUUUUUACUGAACUCACAAAAUGAUGUAACUACCCUGCAUAUAAUUUUGUUUAUAUAAUUUAGUAUAUAAUGCACUGUUCAACUCUGCCAUAUAUUUUGAAAAAUAUACAAACCUGCUUUAACCACAUUAGAGAUAUUUGACAGCUGUCAAUUACUUAGCAGUUUAGGACAAUAUCAGACACUCCUAGAACUUCAUUUUAAACUACAAAAAGAACAUAAA